Aplysia californica (California sea hare) is the source of this 949-nucleotide messenger RNA. RefSeq lists its product as uncharacterized. The record is from RefSeq and is a predicted model, not a curated record. The transcript is spliced from 10 exons. Bases 74 to 841 code for a protein of 255 amino acids. NCBI's taxonomy places the organism in Eukaryota, Metazoa, Mollusca, Gastropoda, Aplysiida, Aplysiidae.
AUCUCUACUGUCUGGUAAGAGCAGCCGGGACCCGCUCUCGACAGGACUGAACAAGGAACGUUUGAUACUCAAGAUGUCCUCGAACAGGAGUGAGCCAUGGCUGGUACCGCUGAAUGAAACUGUCAUCAUCGGGUACUCUGAUAUAGCAGCAGCUGGGAGCCGGGCUCUGCUGGGACUCUCAGACCUUAGAGAGCAGCUGGUGUUUGAGAUCCCUCAACUUCCCAAUGCAAAACCGUGCUGUGUGUUGGAUCCCAAAGCAGCAGCAGCUUCAAACAAGGGAAAGAAGACUCAAGAAAAACCUCUGGGACCUUUUAUAGUGUACAAUUGUAAAAACCAUGCUCGGCAAAAGUAUUCCUUAGUAGUUCUGAACUGCCACAUCCCAGCUGCAUGCAGCCACUCUGUAGUGAAGUACCUGGUGGAAGCUUGUCGGACCAGUUUUGCUCGGCGUGUUUUUCUCCUAUCUGGCCAGCAUUUUGACCUGCCUGAAGGCCCACUCAGACCUCUCUAUGAUAACUGCUGGAAUGGCAUGGGCCCUGGUACAGCUUGCCCUGUACUGUCGAGGGAUGUGAAGUUGUACGAUGCUUUUUUGUCAAACUUUAUUCAGAUGUUUAUGAUUGACGGCACGCCUUUCUCAACUCUGAUUGCUCUGUGCAACAAGGCAGAGGCUGGACAUGCUUCAGAAAUAGAUGGGUCUCUUGAUGUGAGUAUGGUCAUCGAGAUGUAUCAGGAACACCUGAGUGAAAUUACUGGUCUGAGGUUUAGCUUGGCUACUAGUAAGUCUCUGGUCUAUGAUGGCAACCCUGGAGAGAAUGCAGACAUGGUAGCCAUGAUUUACGUGUGACACAGCACCAAAGGGCAUCAGUAAAUACAGACAUCAACAUAAGUUAAGGACCACCUUAACAGACAGCCCUGUUUGUUUUUUUUAAAAAAGAAAAAAAGACAGCAAGGA